Molecule: messenger RNA, 2767 nt
Organism: Acomys russatus (golden spiny mouse)
Lineage: Eukaryota; Metazoa; Chordata; Mammalia; Rodentia; Muridae
Gene: Arhgef15
Product: Rho guanine nucleotide exchange factor 15
Exons: 16
Coding region: 149-2680 (843 amino acids)
Biological process (GO): activation of GTPase activity
Molecular function (GO): guanyl-nucleotide exchange factor activity
Source: RefSeq, a predicted model, not a curated record
GGGUGGCGGUGUCGUCCGGUUGGGAGGAGGAUCGGAUUCCUGUUUCCUGCCCCUACUCACACAGCCCGAGGAGGUGACUGAGAGUGGAGGGAAUUGGAGGGGAUGACUUUCUCAGAACACCCCACUCCUCGGAAACACUCAGAGGACGAUGUCAGCUCAGUCUCUCCCUGCAGCCACACCCCCUACCCUGAAGCCCCCUCGGAUCAUCCGCCCCCGGCCCCCUUCUCGCCAUAGAGCUCCACAGCCAGGGCCUCCCCACAAUGGCUCCUCCCCGAAAGCAUGUCCUCAAAUUUCCAACGAUGCCCCUUCGGCUCCGAUGUGCACCUCCAUCUUCUGGGAGCCCCCCACCGCUUCCCUGAAGCCCCCUGCCCUUCUGCCCCCCUCGGCUUCUAGAGCCAGCCUGGAGUCUCAGACUUCCGACUCACCUUCCAGCACACCCAGUCCCAGCCCAGUGUCCCGGCGCUCCGCCUCCCCGGAGCCGGCUCCCUGCUCUCUUGUACCCCCACCCAAGCCCUCGGGGUCUCCCCGAACACCGCCGCCCUCGCUCCCUGUGCCUCUCCUGGAUGGCUCGGCCUCGGCCCCUGGCACGGUCCGCAGGCUGGCGGGCAAGUUUGAAUGGGGGGCUGACGGCAAGGCCAGGUCCUCAGACUCUCUGGAGCGAUGCUCCCAAGGGAACGCGGACGUGAAUGGGGAGAGAGAGACCCCCCUAGUCGCCCUUCCCGGGACCGGGUCGCAGGAGAACGGCGCUCCCGGAGACGCUGCCCUGGCCUGCCCGCCACGCUGCCCUUGUGUUUGCCACGUAGCAAAGCCUGGCCUGGAGCUCCGAUGGGUGCCUGUGGGGAGUUCUGAGGACAUCCUCAGGGCGCCCUGCCGGGCAUCCCCACUCCGAGCCUCACGCUCCCGCAUCAACGCUCCAGUCAUCAGCCAUCCUCCGGUUGUCCUCACAUCCUACCGCUCCACCGCCGAGCGCAAACUCCUACCUCCCCUCAAGCCCCCCAAGCCAACUAGAGUCAGACAGGGUACCAGCACCUCUGAGGAGCUUCCACAGCCGGACCUGGAACUGCCUUCAGAGGAUGGAAUCCAAACAGGGGACAGACCUGAAGAAACUCCUCAGCAUGCUCCUCCUGCAGCCUUGGAGAAAAGGGAUGAGGAAGGACUGGAAGGGCUGAGGGAGCAGCAGUGGGAGCUGCCUCUGCAGGACGAACCUUUAUACCAGACGUACAGAGCAGCUGUGCUGUCAGAGGAGCUGUGGGGCGUGGGUGAGGAUGGGAGUCCCUCUCCAGCUAAUCCUGGAGAAGCUCCCACCUUCUCCAGGCUCCCUGGACCUCGAAACACCCUGUGGCAGGAGCUCCCAGCUGUGCGAGCCAGCGGUCUCUUAGAAAGUCUAAGCCCAGAGGAAAGGCGCAUGCAGGAGAGCCUGUUUGAGGUGGUGACCUCAGAAGCCUCCUACCUGCGCUCCCUGAGGCUGCUGACUGACACCUUCGUCCUGAGCCAGGCUCUCCGGGACACACUCACACCUAGGGAUCACCACACGCUUUUCUCCAAUGUGCAGCGCGUCCAGGGUGUCAGUGAGAGAUUUCUAGGAACGCUACUGUCUCGUGUCCGUUCCUCCCCACACAUCAGUGACCUGUGUGAUGUGGUGCACGCCCACGCCGUCGGCCCUUUUUCAGUGUAUGUGGACUACGUACGGAACCAACAGUACCAGGAGGAGACCUACAGCCGACUUCUAGACACAAACAUGCGCUUCUCUGCAGAGCUGAGAAAGCUGCAGAGCCUCCCCAAAUGUGAGCGCCUCCCGCUGCCUUCUUUUCUGCUGCUGCCCUUCCAGCGUAUCACCCGCCUCCGGAUGCUGUUGCAGAAUAUCCUAAGCCAGACGGAGGAGGGGUCCAGUCGUCAGGAGAAUGCCCAGAAGGCACUGGGUGCUGUGAGCAAGAUCAUUGAGCGCUGCAGCCUUGAGGUGGGGCGCAUGAAGCAGACCGAAGAGCUGAUCCGCCUCACCCAAAGGUUGCGCUUCCACAAAGUCAAGGCUCUACCGUUGGUCUCCUGGUCAAGACGCCUGGAGUUACAGGGGGAGCUGACGGAGCUGGGGUGUCGGAGGGGCGGUGUGCUCUUCACCUCCCGCCCCCGCUUCACUCCCCUCUGCCUGCUGCUCUUCAGUGACCUGCUGCUUAUCACUCAGCCCAAGAGUGGGCAGCGGCUGCAGGUUCUGGACUAUGCCCAUCGCUCCCUGGUGCAGGCCCAGCAGGUUCCUGACCCAUCCGGACCCCCUACAUUUCGGCUCUCGCUUCUCAGCAACCAUCAGGGCCGCCCCACCCACAGGCUACUGCAAGCCGCCUCUCUGUCAGACAUGCAGCGCUGGCUGGGAGCCUUUCCCACCCCGGGUCCCCUUCCCUGUUCCUCAGACACCAUCUAUGAGGACUGUGAGUGCUCCCAAGAGCUGUGUACAGAGCCGUCUACACCGUCCAAGCCUGAGGGGCAAAGUCUGGAGCCCAAGGGCCCCCGAAAGCAUCUGCACAAGAAUCCUGAAGGUUGGCUCAAGGGGCUUCCUGGAGCCUUCCCUGCCCAACUGGUAUGUGAGGUCACAGGAGAACAUGAGAGGAGAAAGCAUCUUCGCCAGCAUCAGAAGCUCCUUGAGGCUGCGGGACCCUCUUCAGACACUCCCGACACCCCUCAACCCUAAUGCAGGCUAGGGAGGGGCACAGAUUGGGACACUGGCAGCAGCAUGCAGAAGACAAAGUCUGCCCAUCUGUCCAUCCGUCCAUCCAUC